AUGAAUCUCGUCGAACUCAUUCCCCUCUCAGAUCCAACACACACGAUCAAGCGGCCGCACACUUGUCUCGUUGGCUUUGGGGACGUGAUCGUCCUCGGUGUUGGGAUUUACGCGAUAAUCGAGGUCAUUUUCAGUGACUAUAGUCUUGGAGAUGCGCCGGUGGGGUAUCCCGUUCCCUGGAGAAGUAAACAGGAUCUCGCGUUUGAUCUGAUGAUUGGUCUGGUGUAA
Molecule: messenger RNA, 228 nt
Organism: Penicillium lagena
Lineage: Eukaryota; Fungi; Ascomycota; Eurotiomycetes; Eurotiales; Aspergillaceae
Exons: 1
Coding region: 1-228 (75 amino acids)
Source: RefSeq, a predicted model, not a curated record